AUGUCUUUUUUUCCCAUCAGCUCCUGCCAGCAUGAACGUCGGGAAUGCCGCUCCAGGUGCCCAUCCCAGCAGAUCAUCUCCCUCCACCUCAGCCUCCCAGGGCUCUCCAGACAGUCCUCCAUGCUCAAUUUCCUAAGGAGCAGGAAGCAGCUCCUGCUCCUCAAAGGCCUUGGGGAGGUGGAGAUGGUCAAGGGCUGCCACUGCAGCACCUGCCCCAAGGAAUGUCUUCAGCUCCCAGCCCUGAAAACCUCAGACUCUCCCUGGGAAGUCAUAAUGGAUGUGGGGAGAUGCUCUGACCCAACCUACAAUGGACUUUUCUGUGUGCCCACAAAGUUCAGCACUGUUCUGGUCAAAAACCCAUGUGGAGAGGUGGUUCAGACACUGCAGAACUGCGAAAUGAAGGAAAAAUGCUACCGUGUCUCCCAGGUAGGAUAUUAUUAUGAAAUUGUCCAGAACUGUGCAGGACACAGGGAGGAACAGCUCAAGGAAAUCGGUGUGGGAAGGUGCUUGGGCAGCUGCUCCUCGGGGGAUCUCUGCUUGCUUAGGGAGUCACAAGACAGAGAGGAAUGCCUGCUUUGGGCACAAGCUGCCCCGAGACACUGCCCUCACGACUAUGACAUGCACAGGUUCCGGACCCACUGUCACUGCCAUCUGGGAGUGCAAGUACCGGGAUAG
Pseudopodoces humilis (Tibetan ground-tit) is the source of this 675-nucleotide messenger RNA. Lineage: Eukaryota; Metazoa; Chordata; Aves; Passeriformes; Paridae. The record is from RefSeq and is a predicted model, not a curated record.